Molecule: messenger RNA, 499 nt
Organism: Acanthisitta chloris (rifleman)
Lineage: Eukaryota; Metazoa; Chordata; Aves; Passeriformes; Acanthisittidae
Gene: SNRPD3
Product: small nuclear ribonucleoprotein D3 polypeptide 18kDa
Exons: 3
Coding region: 27-407 (126 amino acids)
Biological process (GO): RNA processing; spliceosomal snRNP assembly
Cellular component (GO): U5 snRNP; commitment complex; U4 snRNP
Molecular function (GO): RNA binding
Source: RefSeq, a predicted model, not a curated record
AGGUGUAGAACCACAACACCACAGCCAUGUCGAUUGGAGUGCCAAUCAAAGUCCUGCACGAGGCUGAAGGCCACAUCGUGACAUGUGAAACCAAUACAGGAGAAGUUUACCGAGGCAAACUUAUUGAAGCUGAGGACAACAUGAAUUGUCAGAUGUCCAACAUAACAGUGACAUACAGAGAUGGGCGAGUGGCACAGCUCGAGCAGGUGUACAUCAGAGGCAGCAAGAUACGGUUUCUCAUCUUACCAGAUAUGUUGAAGAAUGCUCCUAUGCUAAAGAGCAUGAAGAAUAAAAACCAGGGCUCUGGAGCUGGGCGAGGGAAAGCAGCCAUUCUCAAAGCUCAAGUGGCUGCGAGAGGACGAGGCCGUGGUAUGGGCCGUGGCAACAUCUUCCAGAAGCGAAGAUAAUUCUGUCUUGACCGACAUGCUUUUUUUAUUGAGGGUGUUAACUUGACUAUGUGUGCAUUGGUAUCAGUUUUGUUUAAUAAAUGGUUCUGACA